Molecule: messenger RNA, 3888 nt
Organism: Pteronotus mesoamericanus
Lineage: Eukaryota; Metazoa; Chordata; Mammalia; Chiroptera; Mormoopidae
Gene: RHOU
Product: ras homolog family member U
Exons: 3
Coding region: 262-1038 (258 amino acids)
Biological process (GO): Cdc42 protein signal transduction; endocytosis; establishment or maintenance of cell polarity
Molecular function (GO): protein kinase binding; GTP binding; GTPase activity
Source: RefSeq, a predicted model, not a curated record
AGCUCUCGGGCUCCACGGCGCUCGGCCCGCAGUCCUCCGAUCGCGCGGAGCAGAGCCGGUUGCGACGCCGGAGCACAGGAUCGCUACCCUCCCCGGCCGCCUUUGUCUGGGAGCUGUGCAGCCUGGAACCGCGGCUCUCGGGGGCCGGGGACGCGCCCACAGCGGUCGGUGACAGCUCCUCCCUCCCGGAGGCUCCGGGACGGAGGGGCGGUUGUGCCGGGCCCUGCUCGCCCGCGCCUGCACAUCCACGAGCUCGGACCGAUGCCCCCACAGCAGGGGGACCCCGCAUUCCCCGGCCGCUGCGAGGCGCCGCCUGUGCCGCCCCGCCGGGAGCGCGGGGCGCGUGGGGGGCGCGGGCCCGGGGCGCCCGGGGGCCGGGGUCGCGCGGGCGGCGCCGAGGGGCGCGGCAUCAAGUGCGUGCUGGUCGGCGACGGCGCGGUGGGCAAGACGAGCCUGGUGGUGAGCUACACCACCAACGGCUACCCCACCGAGUACAUCCCCACCGCCUUCGACAACUUCUCGGCUGUGGUGUCCGUGGAUGGGCGGCCCGUGAGACUCCAGCUCUGUGACACCGCAGGACAGGAUGAGUUCGACAGACUCAGGCCUCUCUGCUAUACCAACACGGACAUCUUCCUGCUGUGCUUCAGUGUGGUCAGCCCCUCCUCCUUCCAGAACGUCACCGAGAAAUGGGUGCCUGAGAUUCGGCGCCACUGUCCCAAAGCCCCCAUCAUCCUCGUUGGGACUCAGUCAGAUCUCCGAGAAGAUGUCAAAGUCCUCAUUGAGUUGGACAAGUGCAAAGAGAAACCGGUGCCCGAAGAAGCGGCUAAGUUGUGUGCUGAGGAGAUCAAAGCCGCCUCCUACAUCGAGUGCUCGGCCUUGACUCAGAAAAACCUCAAAGAGGUCUUUGACGCUGCCAUCGUCGCUGGCAUUCAGUACUCGGACACGCAGCAACAGCCAAAGAAGUCCAAAAGCAGGACUCCAGACAAAAUGAAAAACCUCUCCAAGUCCUGGUGGAAGAAGUAUUGCUGUUUUGUAUGAUGCUAGCAAGGAACCCAGAAAGACUUCUCAGAUGAAAUCGAUAUUAGAAGCUAUAUUAGCUACAAGGACUCCUUUUACUGCGUGCAACCUGUAUAGAGAAUGUCUGCGCAUAUCCUGGGGGGAGGAGGGGGGGCUCUCCAUUUAUGUAUUCUUCUUGCCUUUGAUUUUCUUGUUGUUUGUCUGAGUUUAGGGAUGAGACCCUUAUGCAACGUAUUUUUGAAGUAAGUUAAGCAUUUUUCAUAGUGUUGGAAAUUUAGAGCUCUAGACCUUUGGAUUGAUUUAUAUCUAAUAGGAAAAAGACACCUCAAAUCUCGGUGUCAAGAAUGAAAUUUUGCUACAUUUUCAUUUACAGAAUGAAAUGGUCUAGUUGACUGUCCCGUGAUGAAGGACUACUCAAUGCACAGGCCAACUGUUGCGAGAACAACUCUUAGCUUUGAAAGUCCAUAUACUUUCUCUUUUUUCUUUUAAGGAGCAAAAAUCAGAAAAAAAAAAAAAAUGAGAGACUUCUGCCUACAAAACCUCAAACCAGCCACUAUGUUAAUAUUUGGUUGCUGAAGAUUUAAAAAUAACCAACACAACCGACUCACUAACUCUGUAGCACCAUAUAGAUCUAAAAGAAACUAUUGUUUAGUGGGAUUUUCCAGUUUUAGACCAUUUAUGUUGAUGCUGUAGAAACAUAGCCCUUGCCUCAUAUGGACCAGAGCAAGUGUUAGUCAGUAGCCCUUACAUAUUCUUAGGGAGUGAUUCACCUUGAGAUCAGAGUUGAUGUUAGCUGUUAAUACAUGCGCACCACGCUACCGGAGCAUUAGCAAGCACCUGUCGGAAUUGUUUUUAGAGUUCUGUACUUAAGUUGUCCCUUCUGCCGGGAUGUGAACGCUCUGGAAAGACCUGCCGCAAAUGCUUGUGGGACACAAAAGGUACUUUUUUCUUUAAGUAGCCCCAACAUACUUGUACACGCACACACACAUAUAUGGCUGUAUUUGCUGCUGAUUCAGACUUUCAAACAGUGAAUGGGGAAAUUCAUGGUCACAAACGCAGAUCAGAGGAAGCGUGGCUUCCUCUUCUGGUUAACACUUUUGGGAACAGAUUUCUUUAUGCUCACACUCCAUGACUUGCAGGGUAUCUGAACACAUUUUUGAGACCAUCUUAAAACAAAACAUGAACAUCUCUCAAAACCUGUUUUAAAAUCUGUUAAAACAACCAGUUGAAUCCACAGCCUUUCAGGGAAGUGACAGCGGAGAGCAGCGCUGCAGGUCAGGGGUUGCGGUGCCGGCUGCGGCCACCACGCAGGGGUGUGCAGGGACCUCCGCUCCCGUGCGCGGCUGCGCCCUCACUUUCAGGCAGUUAGAAAACCACGUAUCUGUGAAACACCCAUACUCUCCAAGGGGGCAGUUUUUAGGGCUAAAUCUUCUGGAGGAUUACAUUGCCACGCCGUGGGUGUCCUUCCGAGAUACCAAAAGGUAGUCUAACCCAUUGAAUCGUAACAUCAAGCUUGUAGUGGGGGAAGCAGAUUUACCAAAAUCAACCUACUGACAAAUCUCUGUAAAGCCAGCGGAUAGAAGAGUUUUAUCUUUGGGUCUUGUGUUGUCUUUUUUAUGUUUAAAAAAAAAAAAAAAGCCCACGUGUGUUUUUCCAUAGAAAAAAGUAAAAGAUUAGGUAAUACUUUAGGGGCUUCUUUUAUUUCUGUUAGUAAAUAAAAUUAACUAAUUUCUCUGUUUAAAAAUGAAAAUACAUAGACUAUUAUUAUUUAUUUUUCAAUACAUUGACAUGGAUAGCGGUCAGAAUUUCCUAAAGGGUUGAGCUGUAAACCGUAAAGGGAAUAAAAUUGCUGUCUUUGUGGAAGGGCCCCAAAAGGAACUAAGGAAAUGCGUCCUAAGCGAACGUGCCCGCUCCCCUACCUGUGGGAAGCCAGCUGCCUGGGCUGGCUCCAGCUGCCCUACUGUACAGAGGUGGGCGGUGGUGGGUCGUUACCUGACUGGUCAGUCAUUUUAAACAGUACUUUAUAUUGAAACAAAUGUCAUGGAGUUGGACGCAAAUUAAUUUCGAAGACAGAACACGACACUUGAAAGAAGUUGUACGCACAUGAUAGCGUGCGUGGGGCCGCUCUACGUCCCCCUGGGAGCGGCUUUGGCAACUUCUGCCUGUCGUCCUGGGUGGGAAGUGGUUAGUGAAGAACUCCCGUGGGGUCCAGUGCUGAGAGCUUUCCAAGGGGUUUAUUUGUAACCCAGUUUGAGACAACCUGUGCCAUUAGCUGCUAAACCCUUAGGGGAUUGGCAUUUAAACGUCAUUUAAACGCAACAGUGUUUAAUACGAUGCUGCAUUUUAGAGAAUACAAAGGUACAAUUGAUUGUUCUCAAUGGUUUCCACUAUUCUUAUUUCUCUGUGAAAAAAAGAGAUGUGGGCAGAAAGUUUUGAAAAGUCUGUGCUUGAGUUAGAUGCACAGAGUUGCUAUACUCUGAAGCUUACACGUUGUUAAACUUGAAACUUGGUUAUCGCAGAGAUUUCAGUAGAGUCGUGCUUCAGAAAAUGCCACUUUAGCUUACCUCCUCCAGUGUAGGCUGGCUAAAAUUUAAAAAUACAAUAUAUUCUAGAACUGUCUUACGUCUCUUUACCGUGUAUGUGGAUACGAACCUUUCGGAUGUUCUUUAUGCCUCACAGACUUUUUAAAGAGAAACCGCCCAGGUAUUGUAGAAGCCAAGAGGACGAAUCUCCUCCUAGACUGUCGUCACCUGGUGCCUUACCAUGUUGUCCUUUCACGUUUCAAGUGUAAUGACAGUGAGCAGAGCAUUGUCCUUGCCAAUGCUGUAUGUGAGGUGGUGUGAAAUAAAUUCUGACCUGUGGAUAGAACUG